Molecule: messenger RNA, 874 nt
Organism: Elaeis guineensis (African oil palm)
Lineage: Eukaryota; Viridiplantae; Streptophyta; Magnoliopsida; Arecales; Arecaceae
Source: RefSeq, a predicted model, not a curated record
UGAGUGGGGAAAUUGUUCUCUCUUUCUUAGUGGGGGGAGUAUUCUUUUCCUUUCCCCUGUCUCAUGCAUCAAAAAUAGUUUCAUAUUACAAGUACAAAUAUCUUCCAGUCAUCAUGAAGAUUGAAGACAUAUUGGUUUGCAGCUCUCCAUAUAUCAUCACAUCUUUCUUCUUCUCUUAGGGAGAAUGGAGGGAGCUAGUCCUGGUGUUGAUGGAAUCCAAGCAGCUAGGACCCCAGGUUACAACAUUGGGUCAUCGCCAUCAAGGUCGAUGCAAGUACCGGGAUAUCUUCUUCGUAUUGUAGCCAUAGUUCUGUCAUUCAUAUCAGCAAUUGUGAUGGGAGUUGCCAAGGAGGCUGUGACGGUCAUCGUAAGCAAUGAUUCUGGCGAGACAACUUAUCCUGGCUCGAUCAAGUCCAGAUACUCCUCUGCCUUUGUGUACUUCAUAGUGGCCAAUGUGCUCGUAUUCUUCUACACUCUGAUAUCCCUAGUGAUAUCACUUGCAAACAGAUCUGGCUCAAGUAUCAUGCAGCUGCCCUUGAACAUUGCUGAUAUAUUGAUGGUGGUUCUCCUCUUCUCAAGCAAUGGAGCAGCGAUCGCAAUUGAUAUUGUGGCUGAACAUGGGCAAUCACACUUUGGAUGGGCUAAAUUUUGUGAUGAUUUUUAUAAAUUUUGCAGUCGUAUUACGGCAUCCAUUGUGCUGUCGAUGAUCGCUUCUCUAGCUUACACGAUCCUCAUCAUACUCACAAUGAUUGGUCUUCACAAGAAGUCUCAGUAACAUUUGAAAUCAGUGAUUUUAUCUAGGUUUGCUUAUCUAUAUGUUUUAUUGAUUGCAGAAGAGAAGUGGAAUUGUAUUGGAAAAUAUUGUGUUAAGUAU